AUGGGUAGGUCGACUUUGCACAUUUCGCAUACCGGCACUUCUCUAGCCGGUGACCUUGGUGGAUGGGUCGCCCUACUGCAGUUCUGGGCGUGGGAGCGAUUCCCACAGCUGGCACCUCGAGAUUCAGAGACGAGGGCACAUGCCACCGAGGAUGCACAUCCACGUGGUCUUCGAUGGCUUUCGGCCAGCAGUCGUCAGUAUGGUGACCAGCUAUUCCAGUACAAGCUGUGGUUUGACGCGAUGGACACCGUGGUGGUUAGUAUAUAA
Molecule: messenger RNA, 267 nt
Organism: Linum tenue
Lineage: Eukaryota; Viridiplantae; Streptophyta; Magnoliopsida; Malpighiales; Linaceae
Source: the annotation of a GenBank genome assembly